UUUCAACAUGUCUCGCAAUCUGAUGGUUCUCUUCCUUCUCGUAGCGAUUAUUUGCGUCACUGUCAUGAGUAAUCCUUCCUCAAAGCUAUGCAAGCCGCCACCGCCUCCUCCUCCGCCACCUCCGCCGCCUCCGCCACCUCCGCCGCCUCCACCAAAGAAAUGCAAGCCGACAACGACAACACCACUACCACCUCCUCCACCAAAGAAAUGCAAGCCGACACCACCACCACCACCACCACUUCCUCCUCCUUCUCCACUACCGAAAUGUUGUAAGAAUGAGAUCUAUAAGACAUGUGGAUCGCCAACCGCCUGCCAACCAACCUGCAAGAAUCCUCGUCCAAUAUGCAAGAAAUGGUGCGUCAAGGGCUGUUUCUGCAAAAAUGGCUUAUUGAGAAACAAAUUGGGUAAAUGCGUCAAGCCUUACAACUGUUAAUCAUGGAGAUAACUUAUACUACAAUCAAUUGAUAUUCUUAUGUAUGUGUGUACUAGUACCAAAUGCUUCUUUAUAUCAUUUAAAUACAUAUAAUCACAUGUGAUUACGGUAAUAAUAACUCAUGCAAAAAUCAAAAACCUGCCUCAUGAUUAUUUCCGAGAAGAUAAUUUCGCGUUCAUCCAAUUCAAUAAAUCCAAAAAGUUUCGAAACUCGGAUGGCUAGUCCGGCAAAAUUCACCCCUUACUGUAUUUAUGUAACAUCACGACCGUCACCACCCUACGGGCAUCGAAGGGUAAAUCAGCGCAGUCGUGUGCUGACGUAUUCGCUCGCAUUACCGACGUGACCCGCACACGCUUGAGAAAUUGUCUGAAAGCUCACGUCGCACGCUCCUCAAACGAGAGAAUCCCCAGUCCUCCUAGAAUCCCUUUGAACCUGUCGAUUCUGUCGAGGAAAGGAAGGCAAGAAGGGCAAACGCGCCGCGCUUCCUAUUCUCGCACCCUCGUUGUACCUCCGUCGACGAUUGCCAAAGCUUUGCGUCUCCUCCUCUCCUUUUUCCGUCUCGCUGUCCGUCUCUUUCUUCUUUCACGACGAAACCCAUGAAAUCGCGUCACAUUCGUACGCAAUCAAGCAGUAGUUUCCACCCAGGGGCCUAACUCCUGCGAGACCGGCUUCGUUCUCUCUGUCUCUCUUUCGUCUCGCACCGUUACCCUCUGGUCGUCAAAUCGAAUUCAUCGUGGCGCAUUAACAGCUGUCGCGGUUGAUCGUGGAUCGUUACCGUUUCUUGCUGCCUAUCCCGAAAUCUGAACAGUGCGGUAGAAGAGCGGGUGUCACUCGGGAUAUAGUAGCAUAAGAGAGAAGCACGAACGUGUACCUACGAGCAGCGUCGACCGUCCCUUUAUCCAUCAACAAUACGACGAAAUGGCAGAGGCGGUGGGGUAUUCGAUUUAUCC
Molecule: messenger RNA, 1383 nt
Organism: Formica exsecta
Lineage: Eukaryota; Metazoa; Arthropoda; Insecta; Hymenoptera; Formicidae
Product: leucine-rich repeat extensin-like protein 3
Exons: 3
Coding region: 8-433 (141 amino acids)
Source: RefSeq, a predicted model, not a curated record